AUGAAUAAAAGAGAGAGGAUUUGUUCUCUGAAGAGAUUCUGAGCUGUACAGCUGGUGAGAGAACGAGAAAGACAGCGACAGAGUGAGAGAGCGAGAGAGUGAGAGAGAGAGCAUGAGAGGGUUGCCUGUUUUUUCUGAGUUGCAGUUGUCACAUGGACCGGGAGAUACAGGAGAGAGGAUACGACAUUCUGGUAUUCCAAACGGAAGGAUACAGUAAACUACGACAUUCUGUGAUUCCAAACGGAAGGAUACAGUAAACUACGACAUUCUGGGAUUCCAAACGGAAGGAUACAGUAAACUACGACAUUCUGGGAUUCCAAACUGAAGGAUACAGUAAACUACGACAUUCUGGGAUUCCAAACGGAAGGAUACAGUAAACUACGACAUUCUGGGAUUCCAAACGGAAGGAUACAGUAAACUACGACAUUCUGGGAUUCCAAACGGAAGGAUACAGUAAACUACGACAUUCUGGGAUUCCAAACGGAAGGAUACGGUGAACUACGACAUUCUGGGAUUCCAAACGGAAGGAUACAGUAAACUACGACAUUCUGGGAUUCCAAACGGAAGGAUACGGUGAACUACGACAUUCUGGGAUUCCAAACGGAAGGAUACGGUGAACUACGACAUUCUGGGAUUCCAAACGGAAGGAUACAGUAAACUACGACAUUCUGGGAUUCCAAACGGAAGGAUAAAGUAAACUACGACAUUCUGGGAUUCCAAACGGAAGGAUACAGUAAACUAGAUGAACAACAACAAGAACCACCUCCUUCCUCUUUCUAUCCGGCUCGUGAUUCGACCCACCAAGGGAACCAGGAACCAGGUACCCGGAAUCAGGAACCAGGAACCAGGAACCAGGAACCAGGAAUCAGGAACCAGGAACCAGGAACCAGGAACAGGAACCAGGAAUCAGGAAUCUUCUGUGGUGAAAAACAUAAUGUAUUAUUAUAUACAAUAAGAAGAUGGAAUAUUCCAGAAAAGUUAACGGAUGUGGAACUCCAGGAAGGAUAGAAGAGGGCUGCUGACAGAGGGAGGAAACGACUGAAGGAAAGGAGGAGAGAGAAAGAGGAGAGGGAGGAAACGACUGAAGGAAAGGAGAGAGAGAGACAGAGGAGAGAGAGGAAACGACUGAAGGAAAGGAGAGAGAGAGACAGAGUAGAGGGAGGAAACGACUGAAGGAAAGGAGAGAGAGAGACAGAGGAGAGAGAGGAAACGACUGAAGGACAGGAGAGAGAGAGAGAGACAGAGGAGAGAGAGGAAACGACUGAAGGAAAGGAGAGAGAGAGACAGAGGAGAGGGAGGAAACGACUGAAGGACAGGAGAGAGAGAGAGACAGAGGAGAGAGAGGAAACGACUGAAGGAAAGGAGAGAGAGAGACAGAGGAGAGAGAGGAAACAACUGAAGGAAAGGAGGAGAGAGACAGAGGAAAGAGAUUGACAUACUGCCCGAUCGAGAUCUGUCUAUCCUACGUUCCAUGAUAUUACAUCCCCACAGGAUAUGGCAAACAGGAAAGACUGCUCCUCAUUUAGUGAGUUUCUGAAUAAUGGGAUUGAAUGGGCGUGAAAAUAUUUUCCCCUGGAACUAAAUGAUAUAAUGGGAUCGUGGAGUGUGUGACUCCAUUUUGUACAGACACAGCUGAUACACACGGGAGAAAACACCUGGAGCUGGAAUCUACACAGCUGAUACACACGGGAGAAAACACCUGGAGCUGGAAUCUACACAGCUGAUACACACAGGAGAAAACACCUGGAGCUGGAAUCUACACAGCUGAUACACACGGGAGAAAACACCUGGAGCUGGAAUCUACACAGCUGAUACACACGGGAGAAAACACCUGGAGCUGGAAUCUACACAGCUGAUACACACGGGAGAAAACACCUGGAGCUGGAAUCUACACAGCUGAUACACACGGGAGAAAACACCUGGAGCUGGAAUCUACACAGCUGAUACACACAGGAGAAAACACCUGGAGCUGGAAUCUACACAGCUGAUACACACGGGAGAAAACACCUGGAGCUGGAAUCUACACAGCUGAUACACACGGGAGAAAACACCUGGAGCUGGAAUCUACACAGCUGAUACACACAGGAGAAAACACCUGGAGCUGGAAUCUACACAGCUGAUACACACGGGAGAAAACACCUGGAGCUGGAAUCUACACAGCUGAUACACACAGGAGAAAACACCUGGAGCUGGAAUCUACACAGCUGAUACACACAGGAGAUGAUUUGGAGCUUGGAGUGACACUGACAGAAAAGGUCUGUGGAUAACUCUCCAUACUACCAUGCCAGACCCCCCACCUUCCCAUUCUAUCCGAAGACGACACCCAUCACCCCACACACACACACACCCGCAGAGAAGGGAAGAACAUUCCAUCCUCUCUUCCCUCCAUCCCUCCAUCACCCCUUCAAACACACUUCUGAACUCCUGUGAACUACUACCCCUCUCCCAGUCCCUUCCUGGAUCAUUCUCCUCCCAUCUCAUUCGCUGUGCCUGCCCCACCCCCGGCACAUCCCCGGCUUUCCCGGCUCUCCAUUGGCUGACGUUGGUCACAUGCUGCUGCCUGCUGCCCUCUCUGAUUGGUGCAGGGGAGACAUGGGACGUGGUCGCAGUGUGUCCAUUCCACUGCGUCUGUCGGAACUUGUCGGACUCUCUGAGCACGCUCUGUGCAGAUAAAGGCCUCCUAUUUGUUCCCCCGAAUGUCGAUCGACGAACCGUCGAGCUCCGAUUGGCUGAUAACUACAUCACAGAAGUGGGUGGGGCUGACUUCGCCAACAUGACCGGAUUGGUUGAUCUGACUCUAUCCCGGAACACUAUCCACUCCAUCCGACCAAUGACGUUCUCCGAUCUGGAGAGCUUGCGGAGUUUGCAUUUGGACGGUAACCGCUUGACGACGCUGGGACCGAGGGACCUGUUGGGAUUGGUCAAUCUACAGCACCUCAUCGUCAACGGUAACCAGCUGACCAGGGUGUCAGCAGAAGCGUUCAAUGAUUUGUUAUUGACGCUGGAGGAUCUGGACCUGUCUUACAAUAACCUCAGAUGGGUUCCGUGGGAGUCGAUCCAGAACAUGGCCAGUCUCCACACUUUGAACCUGGAUCAUAAUCUGAUAGACCACAUCGCAGAGGGAUGCUUUGGAGGGCUGUACAAGCUGGCUCGUCUGGAUAUGACCUCUAAUAGGCUGAGGACCCUGCCACCUGACCCCCUGUUCGCCAGGUCUCAGACAGGAGCCAUCAGUCCCACUCCCUACAACAGCGUCAUCAGUCUGAACUUCGGAGGGAACCCGCUACACUGUAACUGUGAGUUGUUAUGGUUACGCAGGCUGGUCCGAGAGGACGACAUGGAGACCUGCGCCACGCCCCCUCACCUGGCCGGCAGGUAUUUCUGGUCCAUCCUUGAGGAGGAGUUCACCUGUGAGCCGCCCCUCAUCACCAGACACACCCACAAGCUCUGGGUCCUGGAAGGUCAAAGGGCAACCCUGAAAUGCAGAGCCAUCGGCGACCCCGAACCAAUCAUCCAUUUCGUCUCCCCCGAUGAUCGGAUUGUGGCGAAUUCCAGCCGGACGACAUCGUCCCGGAAUGGAACGUUGGAUCUCUUAGUUACGGUUGCUAGGGACGACGGAGUGUACACGUGCAUAGCGAUAAACGCGGCUGGGGAGGCUACCGCAACGGUGGAUCUAAAUAUCAUCCUGUUGCCGAAUCCAAAUGGGAAUGUGAACGUUCCAGGGAAUGUGACGGUUACUGGGAAUGUGACGGUUACUGGGAAUGUGAACGUUCCAGGGAAUGUGACGGUUACUGGGAAUGCUGGGAAUUCUAAUGGAAAAAUUCAGGGUUCUUCGGACAUUGCCACUGGAAAAAGUGUGAAUUCCGAAGUUGACAAUGGAGGGAACACAAGAGUCACGGAAGAGAGGAGAGGAGAGGAGGGAGAGGGGGAUGAGGAGGGUGGUGUGGUGGAGGAGGAGGAUGGAGGGAUUAGGAUAGAGGAAGAGGAGGAAGAAGAAGAGGAGAGGAUGGUUGGGAUACAGGGAGUCACUUCUACUUCAGCACAGGUACGAUGGGACCCGGGCCAAUCGGCUGGAGCUUACCUGGUGUGGAUGUUUCAGUUACAGUACAACUGUACAGCCGAUGAGACACUGGUGUACAGGAUCCUCCCGUCUACCAGCAACAGUUUCAUGUUGAAGAACCUGGUAUCUGGAACGGACUACAACCUGUGCGUCCUGGCCAUUUUUGAUGACAUCGUCACCUCCUUGGCCGCUACCAAGGUUCUUGGCUGCGCCCAGUUUAGCACUAAAGAACUCUACCCAGAAUGCCGAUCUCUACAGACCCACUUCCUGGGUGGAACCCUGACAAUACUUGUGGGAGGCGUUGUCGUGGUAACGCUGCUGGUGUUCACAGUGGCACUGAUGGUGCGUCACCGUGUCUGCAGUAACCAGGACGACCACUGUCACCAUGGGGUUGAUAGUGAUGAGUUGGCGUGUUGCCAGGGCGGGUCAUUAAGGAGUCCUGUGAAAGAGGUGGCGGCCGGAGGUGGCGGAGGAGUCUACGGCCAAUCAAAUGGCAACAGAGAUGUGAUGAUGGUGGUCUUGCCCAAUGGGCUGCCUACAAAGCAGAGAGGGGGCGGGAGGAAGGAGAGAGCAAAAGAGAAAAAGAAGGACAAAGAGAAGGGAAACGAGGGUGAGAGAGAGAGGGAGAAAGGAGGGGCCGACGUACCUCCUAAGAUACCCCCCAAACCAAAACCCCAAACCCUCCCCAGGCCUAGCAGGGAGGCUCCGCCCCCUCAACCCUCCCCCGCCAAUCAUGAGGUGGGAGGGCUAGGCUCCGCCAAGAUGCCUAUCAGAGCCCGGGAGCUCCCGCUAAGACCCUCCCACAGCAUUGUACACGCCAAACGUAGCAACUCCCUCGACAUGGGGUUAUCUUCUUCUUCUGUGUCCAUCGCCAAGACAAUGGUUACCACCCAGCGACGGUACGGCAGUCGCCACGGUUACGCCAAGCGGUUGUCAGUGACUUGGACGAGGCAGCUGCAAGGAAUGUUGGUACACUCAGCAACGACCAGCGGCCAGGGGAGUCACCACAUCUACAACAACACUAACUCUUACUCAGCGGUGACCAGUCUUGUCGUCAAGGGCAACGGGAAUGAGAGAGGGAGGUAAACGACAAGAGAGAGGGACCCUCAGAGAUUUCUAGGGUUACCAGAGAGGAAGUGUGUAGAGAGAGAGGGAGAUAGACAGAAGAGAGAGAGAGAGAGAUAGAUAGAGACAGAAGAGAGAGAGAGAGAGAGAUAGAUACAGAAGAGAGAGAGGGAGAGACAGGAGAGAGAGAGAGAGAGAGAGAUAGACAGAAGAGAGACAGAAUAGAGAGAGAGAGACAAAGACAGAAGAGAGGAAGAGAGAGAUGAAUAGAGGGAUAGAUGGAAGAUGUAGGGGUUGAAGGUGGAGAAAAGAGAUUCUCACUUGUUCUGCCAAGGAGGCCUCUAGACUUGACCUGAAUUGGAUUUGGAAUAGAGGGAAAUAUAGAAGAGAAAGAGAGAUGAUAGAGAGCAGAGAGAUGACAGAUGUAGGCAUAUGAAGAGAGAAAUGAGAGAGAGGAGAGAAAGAAAGAGAGAGGGGAGAGAGGAAGAGAGAGGGGAGAGAGAAAGAGAGAGGGGAGAGAGGAAGAGAUAGGGGAGAGAGGAAGAGAGAGGGAAGAAAGGAAGAGAGAGGGGAGAGAGGAAGAGAGAGGGGAGAGAGGAAGAGAGAGGGGAGAGAGGAAGAGAGAGAGAAAUAAGAAUCUCUUUAUCUGAGAAUCUGCUUAAAAUAUAAAAUAGUUGGAAAUGCUUUCGGAGGAUAUGGAAUAGAGAUGAGCACUAUAUAUGGAAUAGAGAUGAGCACUAUAUAUGGAAUAGAGAUGAGCACUAUAUAUGGAAUAGAGAUGAGCACUAUAUAUGGAAUAGAGAUGAGCACUAUAUAUGGAAUAGAGAUGUGCAUUAUAUAUGGAAUAGAGAUGAGCAGUACAUAGGGAGAGCCCCCCCUAGUUAUGACGACCUAGUCUGACUAGAUAAGCGGGUGGAUGGAUGACUCUGGCAUCGGCCAGCUGGCCUGACAGUGGGGAUCAGAGCAUUAGUGCUGGAUCAAUUAGACAAGAUCAAUCGAUAAGGACAUGCCGGAACUGAGCAGCCAGUGGCGACUACUGAGACUAGACACACUGAUUUAUGAGAGAGAGACAGAGAGAGACAGAGAGAGAGGCAGAGAGAGAGAGAGAGAGAGAGAGAGAGACAGA
Molecule: messenger RNA, 6248 nt
Organism: Oncorhynchus nerka (sockeye salmon)
Lineage: Eukaryota; Metazoa; Chordata; Actinopteri; Salmoniformes; Salmonidae
Product: leucine-rich repeat and fibronectin type-III domain-containing protein 4-like
Molecular function (GO): protein binding
Source: RefSeq, a predicted model, not a curated record